AACCCCUUCCUUCCGUCUUCUUCACUGUCUAUCAAAAACCCUAACUCGAGCUCGGAUCACGCGCUGCCAUGGCCAACAGACGGUGUCUCCACACUCUGGCCCGCCACUCUUCAGCUUUCUUCUCCAAAAACCAUUCUUCCCUUCAUUACCUCACCAUUCCCACACAGCAACCGCUUCAAACCAUCUCCACCAAAUUCUCAUUGCUUUCAACCAAUCCAUGCUCUGCUCGGCGCGAUCAAUGGUCUCAGACUUGCCAUUUCUCAUCGAAAACCGGCAAUGAAGACACCGAAGACGAAAACGAUGAUGACGAUGAAGAAGAUUACGAGAGUACCGAUGACGAAGGAGUCUCGGGGCCGAGCACUGGUGUGAAAAGAGAGUAUACGCCAGAAGAGAAGGAAGCUGAGGCUGCUGCUAUUGGUUACAAGGUCGUUGGACCGCUUGAGAGGUCCGAUCGAGUUUUCAAGCCUUACGAACCUGUUUUCGCCGUUGUUGAGAUUGGUUCGCACCAGUUCAAGGUCAGCAAUGGAGACUGCAUUUUCACUGAAAGAUUGAAAUUUUGUGACAUUAACGAGAAGAUCAUUUUGAAUAAGGUUUUGAUGCUGGGAUCUAGUACGCAGACAAUAAUUGGUAGGCCCAUAGUGCCAGAUGCAAAUGUUCAUGCAAUUGUUGAAGAACAUGCAUUGGAUGCGAAAGUACUUAUCUUUAAGAAAAAGAGGAGAAAGAACUAUCGUCGAACCAAAGGACAUCGCCAGGAACUGACUAAAUUGAGGAUAAUCGACGUUCAAGGAAUUGAGAAACCCGAAAUCAUAGAAGAGCCAAAGACUCCAAAACCACCCGGUAAGAAGCAAGAAAAGGUUGCAGUUACUGCAUAGACAAACUUUUCUCAUAGGCUAUUUUGGCAUUAGUGGCAUUUUUAAGGCUACUUUUUCUUGAACCACAUGAUCAUACAUGUUAUAGCAGAAGAUCUUUCCAUGGAAUAUUGUUGAGGUAGAUGUCAUAUGGGGAAUCAGUUUGCUUCUGUAAUUCAUAUUUUUGCCUUUUUGUAAUUUAGAAGUUAAAAAAAAAAAAAGAAGAAAAUUAUCAAAAGCAUUCUGCUGAAUGAAUAAGUUUUGUUCCCAAUUGGGAUGAGUUCUUUAGUGGGGUCUUGAAGAAACUUAAAAAAUCACCGGCCUUUUCUCUUAUAUGAUUAGAAUUAAGCCUUAAAAAGCACUUGUUUCAUUAUUUUUCAUUGGUCUAUUUGUGACCAUUCUAAUGAAAUGUUUGGUUAAAGGCAUAAAGCCAAUAAUGUGACAUUAUUGCCUAAA
Cannabis sativa is the source of this 1304-nucleotide messenger RNA. Its product is annotated as large ribosomal subunit protein bL21m. Gene Ontology annotation, cellular component: ribosome. The transcript is spliced from 5 exons. The record is from RefSeq and is a predicted model, not a curated record. NCBI's taxonomy places the organism in Eukaryota, Viridiplantae, Streptophyta, Magnoliopsida, Rosales, Cannabaceae. Gene Ontology annotation, molecular function: RNA binding; structural constituent of ribosome. The coding region runs from base 69 to 872 and encodes 267 amino acids. Gene Ontology annotation, biological process: translation.